This is a messenger RNA of Fusarium mangiferae, 525 nucleotides long. RefSeq lists its product as uncharacterized. Lineage: Eukaryota; Fungi; Ascomycota; Sordariomycetes; Hypocreales; Nectriaceae. The record is from RefSeq and is a predicted model, not a curated record. The transcript has 2 exons. The coding region runs from base 1 to 525 and encodes 174 amino acids.
AUGGCGGAUCUUGACGAAGCCAAGGAUUGCUUUUUCACUGCCUUCUAUCGCCACGUCUCAGUUGUGAGCGUCCAUACUGCUGCUGGCCGUUAUCUUAUAUGUAUCCAAGACAUUUUUCAAGGUAGGACGUAUCUCUCCUCUGCUAUUGUCGGAUUGUCGUCCAGUGCAGCAGCCAUCGCUUCUCAUUACAACAGAGGCCGUGUUGCUGCUAUUGAACUCCUUGAGACUGGUCGUAGUGUUAUCGCAGGGGCUUUCUUAGAGCAGUGUAGUUUUGCCGCUCUUGGACGCGCGCAUACCGCCCUCGCCCGUUCAUUCAUCGACCUACGAGAUGAACUACACGCGCCGUCCCCAGCAAGCUACUUCCGUAUAGCCGAGCGCCCCAGAGCCGCUUUAGAGGCAGAAAGAAACUGGCGCCGCGAUGCUGGGCCUCAUCUUGCCUCUCUCCUGAAGACAGUCCGGUCUAAGGCCGGUUUCGGGCGAUUUCUGCUCUCCGCAUUGGAAGUUGAUAUGUUGGAGGCCGCAUGA